Molecule: messenger RNA, 3051 nt
Organism: Oryctolagus cuniculus (rabbit)
Lineage: Eukaryota; Metazoa; Chordata; Mammalia; Lagomorpha; Leporidae
Source: RefSeq, a predicted model, not a curated record
AUGGCGGCCGCCGCAGGUAGAUCGCUCCUGCUGCUGCUCUCCUCCCGGGGCGGCGGCGGGGGCGCCGGCGGCUGCGGGGCGCUGACUGCCGGCUGCUUCCCCGGGCUGAGCGUCAGCCGCCACCGGCAGCAGCAGCACCACCGGACGGUGUUUCACUACCAUUCCUACAGUGGUUGGCAAGAUUGCGUUUCCACCUCACUCUCCAUGUUCCAUGCCAGUGACAACCUAGCUGCUAGAGUGUGGAGCUGGCCUAUGGAAGUCAAGUCAUCUUGUAAAUUUUGCCUAUGUAAAUUAACACAUCCCCUGUUAUGUCAUAACAACCAUGUAAGGGAGAGUGUUUUCCUGCUCUGUCUUAGGUAUUGGUGAUGUGACCUGUUCACGCAGGGGAAACUUGAACAUUCACAGGUGCACCAGAGGCUGUCUUCCUGGCAGAAUUUGGGAGCCAUGUAUUGCAGUACUGUUGUGCCCUCUGAUGAUGUGACAGUGGUUUAUCAGAAUGGACUACCUGUGAUAUCUGUGAGGCUACCGUCCCGGCGUGAGCGCUGCCAGUUCACACUCAAACCUAUCUCCGACUCCGUUGGUGUCUUUUUACGACAACUGCAAGAAGAGGAUCGGGGAAUUGACAGAGUGGCAAUCUAUUCACCAGAUGGUGUGAGAGUCGCUGCCUCCACAGGAAUAGACCUCCUCCUCCUCGAUGACUUCAAGCUGGUCAUCAAUGACUUCACGUAUCUCGUGCGGCCACCAAAGAGAGACCUCUUAAGCCACGAAAAUGCAGCCACGCUGAAUGACGUGAAGACACUGGUCCAGCAGCUCUACACCACGCUGUGCAUUGAGCAGCACCAGCUGAACAAGGAGAGGGAGCUCAUUGAAAGGCUAGAGGCGCUCAAAGAGCAACUGGCUCCCCUGGAAAAGGUACGAAUUGAGAUUAGCAGAAAAGCUGAGAAGAGGACCACUUUGGUGCUAUGGGGUGGCCUUGCCUACAUGGCCACACAGUUUGGCAUUUUGGCCCGGCUUACCUGGUGGGAAUAUUCCUGGGACAUCAUGGAGCCAGUCACCUACUUCAUUACUUACGGAAGCGCCAUGGCAAUGUAUGCAUAUUUUGUAAUGACACGCCAGGAGUAUGUUUACCCAGAAGCCAGAGACAGACAAUACUUACUAUUUUUCCAUAAAGGAGCCAAAAAGUCACGUUUUGACCUAGAGAAAUACAACCAACUCAAGGAUGCAAUUGCUCAGGCAGAAAUGGACCUUAAACGACUGAGAGACCCAUUGCAAGUACAUCUGCCCCUUCGACAGAUUGGUGAAAAAGAUUGAUCUGCAAACAGCCUCUGAGUCCCGGCAGAAAGAACCUGUUUAUAACUCUUGCCUUUUUAAUGAAAGCAUAGCAGGUGGCAGCUGGGAGCCAUGUCGGGGUAGAGGGUUUUUACCUUUAAUUACAAAACAAAAACAAAGAGGAUCUUAGGGAAGAAAGGAGUGCUAAAAUCUGAGGAUCAGGCAUUGUGGAAUAUAAGCUCACAGGGCCUAGGAAAUAAUGUCUUAAUCAAGCAUCUCACUUGCCGGAUGAAAACGAUGCAUUUACAUAGCUGAGAGAUUCAUCAAGGGAGAAUGAUGCUGGGGGUGUGUGUUUCUUGCAUCUUUGCAGGGUCAGCAAACAGUAACACACCAGCACCCUACUCUACUCUAAUUUUUUUUAAUUUAACUUUUCUUAUUUUGACAUAGGAGUAAAUCAAUUAUCAGAAAAGCAAAUCCUUGUGAUACAUGGGUGGCAGAGUCUGAGUCCCUAUCAUUCGCAUUCAUUUCAGGCUGGGCCCAGUCUCUGUGCCGCCCCCGGAAUCUGCCCCGCCUCUGCCCCUCUUCUCACCGCCUACCUGUACUUGAGGUUACACUAAUUUUAUGCAAGUGGUAAUUAGAACCAAUGUAUGAUUGUUUGAUCACUGAGUGUUGGAUUAUCCCCUUAAUAGCUUCUUAAAAUAUCUGUGUAUCCCAGUUCCCUGGAUGAAUAUUUAAAAAUCAUUGGCAACACUGCAUGAAGUUUUUGUUUUGCUUUUUUUUCUUCUUUAACUGAUUAAUCUUUAAGAGGAAGGAUAAUUUUCCUACUUCAUGUAUCUGUCCCCCUGCACAGUGCAAACCAGAGGAGGGGUGUUCAGCUGUCUCACCAAUCAGGAAGAUGUGAGUCUUAGACGUUGGCUAAAAAUCAUGGCUCUGUAGCCAUUUCAGAACCCGAGUAAUCUCACUGCUGUUGGCCAGUCUGUGUGACGGCCCUGCGUCACCCCAGGCCCGGGGAGUUGCGCUGGCACCCGCCCCCGGCCCCUGCCCUGGCCAUCAGCCUAGCGGGGGCAUCUCCGAGGGUGCGAGUCGUCUUUAUACUGAAACACACUUCUAUGGCUUCAUUCAGCCUGCCCACUCUGCCCUACUCUUUCUUAUCUUAAAUUAAACUGCAAGAAGAAGGAACUGGUGUCACCCUCCAUCAAGCAGUUGCACCCGUCACCCCAUCUUCCAUCGUCUGUCCAGACCUGUGCCCUUGGCAGAGCCAGAGCCGGCCGUGCGCUGUGCAGGCAGGAGGGCAGGGUUCCGGGCUGGCCCCGCAGCUGGCUGCCUCUCUCCUCUCUCAAGCUUCCUCCCGCCUCAUCAUGGCAAGGGGCUUCCUUCUCUUUUCCUUCCUCCUUUGGGAUCAUUGUGUGUGAGGGAAAAAAAAAAACUCAGACCCCAGGUGCCUUGCAGAGGCUGGAGGCUUGAGGAGAGAGGAUGCAUGCCCCCCCACUUCCUGUGCCCUGCUCCCUCCCCCGCUCACCCCCCCAUUUCUUUUUGUUAAGUUGUGCCGGUUAUUUUGAAGCCAUUUCUCCUGUUUGUGUGCAGGGUUUGGAAGGAGGAAGAGCAGAGAGCAGAAGCGCAAAUCUUUCAGGGUGUGUGGGAGGCAGGGGGGAGGCGGCAGAAAGGCCCUGCGAGCAAAUAGCCAACUACGGAAGGCGUGUAAAAUCCUGUAUCAUUUAUGAAAUAUGUAUAAAAGCAAUGUACCUUCUGGAACAAUAAAUACUUAUUCAAUUUUUGAAACAA